AUGAACGAUUGCUUGGUAUCUCGAGAAGAAAUAAGAGAAUUCUUAAUGCCGAUUGUUGGACCGUAUUUUAAGAAAGAUGAAGAUCUAGUCGUAUUAGAGAGCAUGCACACCGAUCCACCAAAGGAUCAUUAUAUCAACGAGAGAUACAACAAAGCCCGAUAUUUACUUUUUACGAGGAAAUAUAAUGCUCUACUUUAUGCCAGCACGUAUGAGAUAUCCUUUCAGGUUCUGAAGAUCGUCCCAAACGAGGGAACGGUUCUUCCGUAUUCUGUGCAACGAGUGCACGUAGGAUUUCAUGGUUUCGAACGGCUUCGAAUAAAAGCCACCGUUGUCUGCGAGAUAUCCCGUGGACCAACUGAGCGGAUUCAUCUGCUAGCUCGCGCAGACGCCAUUCGAUACGCGUUUGACAUGAAUGUUAUCGAUUUUGGUCAACAGUUGUUCCUGGAAUAUUCUCGUAAGACCCUUGUCUUGAAAAACCUCUGCAUGAUAGCAUUUGAUUACGAAAUAAAAGCCACGGAGAUAGUUUCCAACGAGGCGAUCGAACGAUUCGAUGUAUGUCCAUUAAUAAUUCAACCGAAUAAAGGCCUUGUGGACGCUGAAUCGGCCGUGGAAUUUUACGUGAAUCAUCUGGCAACGAAGCUUGGCCCUAUCAGUCAUCGAAUUCAAUUGGAGAUCGGUCAUUUGGUACCCGUCGUAGUCGAAGUAGUCGCCUACGGCGCCUUUCCUCAAGUUUAUCCAUGCGUCUCUCGAGGACAGUUGCAUCAAUAUCAUUCCACCGAGUUAGAAUAUUCCGCUAUCCAGUCAUUGACCGAGGACUUCGUGUGUCAUUGUAUGCCACAGAAAAUGGAGAAUAUAGCCGAUCAUCUCGAAACGGACGAGGAGAUGUUAACUGCCGGGGAAUGGUGCAUUAUUCCGUGCGGCGAGACGUUUCCACGAACGAUGGACAUCGACAUGGCGGUGGAAAGGUGGUUGGCAAGGAAGUUCGUCGAUGCAAAUUCAUACAUUUUAAUGCAGCAUGCAACCACUCGCAAGAACGAGCCAAUUCCUCAACUUUUUUCAUCCGAGCACGUUAUUGAUAUGAAACACCUGAUCAUCGAACAGACGACUCACUACACGACCAAGAUAAUUAAUUACGGGCCAUGGAUCGCGGAAAUGAGAAUGAGAAUGGGAAAGAAGAAGAACGAUCCGGAGAGAUCUGGAAUCACAGUACAUUUCAAGAAACACUCGAAGCUGUUGGUCGGCGAUUCUGCUAUCCUUCAUGUGACUUGGCAUCCUACACGAGAAAGAUUCUCCGAGAGAAGCGUGGAAGUAUUGUACGGGUGCACGAUUCCUGUGAUUAUAAAGGGAACAGUGACUUAUCCAUACGUCACCGUCAAUACUAAGUUUUUGGAUUUCCAGGACGUUGUCGUGGGUGAAUGCUUGGUUCUCCACAUUUUGAUCAAGAACGAGGGGCUAGUCGAUUGCGAGUGGGAGGCGAGAUUGUCGGACGUUCAUCGUAAGAAGCACCAGGAAGAUUAUCCAUUUUACGUGGAGUACGACACAAAUCACUGCCCACCUGGCCAUUUCCAAGUCGUUCGCGUGUAUUUCAAGCCUCGAAAAACGUGCUACAUAGAAACGAAGUUGAAGGUAAUUGUGAAAAUGAGCCUUGAAAUGCAGAUUAUCGCAUUAACUGGGCGUGGAAUCGAGAAAAGUUUGAACAUAAUAAAACCGACUAUUCAGUUUCUACCUAUUGUUCCGUUUACGGACAUUCAAGAAAGAGUUUUUACGAUUGAAAACACUUGCAAUUAUCCAGUGGAGUUUUUCUGGCAUCAUUUGGACGAUGAUUUUCAGACGGAGUCUCGUAUAACGAAAGCUCUGUUGCAUUACUACAAAGUGAAAGAAAUACUGUUGCCGCCCAGGAAGCCUGGUGAAUCGAUGCCUUGGCAAUUGACGAAAUUUUACAAAGAUAUAGUCAACGAAAUGGCUCGGACAUUAAUUAUGGAGAAAUUGAAGGAUGAAGAGAUAUUGGAGGAAGAAGUGAAGCCUGAGAGUAAGAAUUACGAAGGCGACACCGGCAAGAGGAGGGAGAGAAAGACCGGGUCGAGUGUAUUGAAAAGAAAAACGAGAAAACGUGGAAGAUCUGCUCAACAAUCUACGAAAAGCAGCGUCCGUGGAUCUAGCCGUCGCGGAAGAAGAAAUGAAAUUGUUAGUGACUUGUCUAGCACAGAAGAUUCGGACAGAAAGGAUCUCUCGGACUUUUCACUUUUGGACGAAACCGUGGUGGAAUCUGCCCCUCUACCCACGAGUGACCCUGAGGAAAUCCAACGUUACAUAGACAAUCUCCAUAAGAAUUCAGAUUUCCAAAGUAGAAUGAAAGACCCGGUGAAAGAACUUUUCGAGAAUAUGGAGCGAAAACCCGACCAUCUUCCGGACCCUUUUAAACCCGAGAAGAAAGUCUGCGUUAUUUUCCACGGAGCCCCUUUCACCGAGUAUCAAGAAGCUGCGUGCAGAAGCGCCAGGGUCUUAGAAAUUCCAGUCCUUAGCAUAGACAAAGCGAUCACGGAAGUUAUAGCGUUCGCCGGAAGUUCGUGUUCGAUUCAACUUCGGCAGGUCAUCGACGAUGUUUACGAGACUGGUGAAAGCAACGAGAUCGGAUCGCAAUCGACUAAAAGAACAGUGAAUUCGAACAAAGGAAGGAGUUCCUCAAAUGAUAAAUCGGGAGCAGAAGAAUCGUCCAAAACCCCGAGGGAAUCGAGGACGCCAAAAUCUGCUAAAAUAGAAACAUCCGACUUUCAGAAAGAAGUGAUCCUUCGACUUCAUGCGGAUCCCGAUCCACUCGCCGAGCUUGAUAAAAUUCCAGCCGAUGAGAAACUAGAGGUUCUGGACCCUUUGAGCAGAUACGAGUACAAGAUUCAAGCAAUUUUAUUACUGGAGAAAGUAGUUGAUCACCGUGAAAUCCACGAAAUGUCCAGAGACAAAGAGGACAGGGGCACAAGGAAGAAACAGGAUGCUUCGUUCGCUGGGAUUAGUUCCGAAUUAAUAUUCCAAGCUCUCGAAGAAAGAUUAUCCAUGGAUGAUUUCAAGCGAGGUUUCGCCGUACAAAGCUUGGACAGCAAUUUCCUGCGAAACAACACGCCCGAAGCUUUGCUUUUCUUAUUACGGAUCGUCGGCAAUAUCGAGUAUUUUCUAUUCGUUACUUUUCUUAACUCGAUGGCUUGCUAUAACGCCAAAGUAGAGCAGCUUCGAAAAGAAAUAGGUAAAAUGUCUUUUGUUCACGCUUAA
Molecule: messenger RNA, 3261 nt
Organism: Heterotrigona itama
Lineage: Eukaryota; Metazoa; Arthropoda; Insecta; Hymenoptera; Apidae
Source: the annotation of a GenBank genome assembly